AUGUCCUUCCGGCCGAUGUUGCAACAGCGGGCUGUGGCUCCGAUCGCAGCCACUCUCCUCGCGGGAGGCAUUGCGCUGUAUCCCAAGCAGACAGCAUUUGCUGAAGCGCCUCGAGACAACCGGAAACCUAUCUACGAUGACUUCCCAGCCGAUAUCCCCGAACUCUCCAAGGCUGCUGCUCCUGCUGCGCCCGCCGCUCCUGCUGCUAUCGAAGCCCCUAAGCUGAUUUCCGCACCCGCUGCGCAACAAGCCCCAUCCUCGCCCACCCCGACAGACAUCCUGACCGCCCAGGUCCGACAAGCUCGCCUCUUCCUCUACUCACACUCCCUUGCCGCAGAGCAGGGCUUCAACAAGUUCCUCUCCCGGGCUCUCAACAUCGAAAAUUGCUUCACCAACACCGUCGCGUCGCUCGCUCCUUCGCCCGAGUCCGGUGAGCGCCUUCUCCCCGGCGGCGUGUACGUUGUCGUAGCCGCCAUGGCCGGCUCGAUCGUCUCGCGUAACCGCGGUAUCUUCCUCCGUACUGCGUCGCCCCUCGCAUUCGGUACCGCCGCUGCAUACAGCCUGCUGCCCGUGACUAUGCGCAACGUUGGCGAUUUGGUGUGGGAGUAUGAGAAGAAGGUUCCUGCCCUUGCGGACCAGCACCUGGCUGUUCGUGAGCGCGCAGAGCAUAUCUGGUACACCGGACUUGCGCACAGUGGAAUGGCGCGCCAGAUGAUGGAGGAGAAGAUCGGUGACACCCGCAAGAAGUUGGAGGAGCUGGUCAGCAAGGGCCACUAA
Molecule: messenger RNA, 777 nt
Organism: Penicillium soppii
Lineage: Eukaryota; Fungi; Ascomycota; Eurotiomycetes; Eurotiales; Aspergillaceae
Product: MICOS complex subunit MIC26/MIC27
Exons: 3
Coding region: 1-777 (258 amino acids)
Biological process (GO): cristae formation
Cellular component (GO): mitochondrial crista junction; MICOS complex
Source: RefSeq, a predicted model, not a curated record